Molecule: messenger RNA, 1572 nt
Organism: Austrofundulus limnaeus
Lineage: Eukaryota; Metazoa; Chordata; Actinopteri; Cyprinodontiformes; Rivulidae
Gene: spred2a
Product: sprouty related EVH1 domain containing 2a
Biological process (GO): multicellular organism development; negative regulation of MAPK cascade
Cellular component (GO): membrane
Molecular function (GO): protein kinase binding
Source: RefSeq, a predicted model, not a curated record
UGACAGCUACAUCGUGAGAGUCAAAGCCGUGGUGAUGACCAGAGACGAGACCAGCGGCGGCUGGUUGGCCCAGGACGGCUGCCUGAGCAGAGUGGGCGUGGUCAGAUUGUUGCCAAGCAACCUGCUGGGACGCAACACCUUCCUGAUCCACGGAGAGCGGCUCAGAGACCACCAGGUGAUUCUGGAGUGCAUCUUAAAGAAGGACCUGGUCUACACGAAGGCCACGCCCACUUUCCACCACUGGCAGGUGGACAGCAGGAGGUGUGGUCUGACCUUCCAGAGUCCAGCAGAUGCUCGGGCCUUUGACCGAGGAGUGAGGAAGGCUCUGGAGGACCUGACUGAAGGCUCGACCACGUCCUCGUCCACACUGCAGAAUGAGGCGGAGCUCGGUGACGAUGAUGUUUUCACGACAGCCACAGACAGCUCGUCCAACUCGUCUCAGAGGAGAGAGCCCGCCCUCAACACUCUGGCUCCGCCCCACCUCUGUGAACCCCGCCGGCACCGUUGCAUCCUGGGACGUUUGUAUGAGCAGCACCGACCGUCCGAACCCUGCUUCCUGGACCCGGCGGUGCACAUGUUUCCUCGUCAUGUCAGCUUCCCUCUGGAGGAAGAGGAGGUCGUACACAUCAACCCCCGCGAGCGGAGUUGGCUCACCGGCUACGAGGACUAUCGCCACACCAACUCCACCUGCGAUCACCUGGCCCAGGUGCGCAGCCCGGACGCCUGCAUGCAUUUCACCAAGAGCGAGCUGCCCAAACACACGUACACCUGCACGUACCCGCGGGGCUGCGACCUGCAGCGAGGCUACAGCGGUAAACCCGGCUGCCUGGAGCUGGGCGUCGCACACCGCCCCGUGGUCACGCUGCCGCCACAAGCACUUCCUCCCAAAUGCAAGUGGAAGGGGGCGGAGCCAGAGCCUUCCCGCUGCGUUUACUGUCAGGACACGUUCGUYCAGGAGGACAACGGGAGGGGGCGGUGCCAGGAGGCACCCGACCCCAUCAAGACGUGCAUCCGGCGGGUGAGCUUCAUGUGGUGCGCCGACAGCCUGCUGUACCACUGCAUGUCGGACCCAGAGGGCGACUACAGCGACCCGUGUUCCUGCGACACCAGCGACGAGCGUUUCUGCCUGCGCUGGACGGCCCUGAUCAGCCUGUCCCUGGUGGCGCCCUGCAUGUGCUGCUACGGCCCGCUCAGGGCCUGCCACCGCUGCGGCGUGGCCUGCCACUGCUGYGGCGGGAAGCACAAGGCCGCGGGCUGACAGGGGCCAGGCUCCGCCCACUCCACGCAGACCUGGGGGCUCACAGGCUCCGCCCAUUCCUGAGAGACCUGUGAGUUUGCAGGCUCCGCCCAGUCUACAGAGAUCUGAGGGAUUACAGACUCCGCCCACUCUAUGGAGAGCUGGGAGGGGGUCACAGGCCCCGCCCACUCCACUGAGACCACAUGGAAACAGGCUGCUGUGAUUUCUGUUGUCAUGUCAGAGUUUUUAUUUAAUGCUGAGAGGAAGAUGGUUUAACUCAUUCAGUUUGUAAGGUUUAUGUAAAUAAUAAAUAAAACAUCUGUGUGUAAAAUACA